AUGGGAUUUAAGGAUUUUGAAUCCGUUUCCAAAUCAAAGAAAUUUGAGGCAUUUCUCCGACGCGCCACUGCAAGACGGUAUUUUGGAGGCGAUGGUGAUGUGGUUGCAAUGUGUAACGUUCUGCUGUUGAGAAACAACUUAAAUUUGAGUCCAGAUAUUGCUGAAGUCUCACAGGAGAAAUUGCUUUCAUUGGUUGCUGAAAGAUUAAUUGAUUCAAAUAGUAGUGUGAAUGGCAAAGAUGCAGGCUAUGUUGAAAAUCAACAACAGAACAUUGCUGAUGUAAAUAUAAAAUUUAGGAUUGCUACUGGAAUUGAUGUAAAUAUAAAAUUUAGGAGAAUAGCUGAUUUUGAAUUCACUCGAGAGUGUGCCAUAUUUGAUCUGCUGGACAUUCCUUUGUAUCAUGGCUGGAUGGUUGAUCCUCAGGAUUAUGACACUGCGAAUGCAAUUGGAUCAAAGUCCUAUAAUGCCCUUAUGGGAGAGCUUGUCUCUCUUGAAACACUAAACAUGAAUGUCCAUCAUGAAAAUAAUCCGGAAGAUUGUGUUGAUUUUGUGGCUGCAACAACUGCUACUCUUGGAGUUCCUUCUCCCAGUCUUUUAAAAGCCAGGUCGUUUGAUUAUUCUUCUCAUUCUAUUUCUGAUCAUAUACAAAGAAAAGGUGAUCUAGAAGAAGAGGCAGAGUUGUUGAGAGUCUUGAAAAUGUCCGAGGCUGAAAAUGAUCCUGUUGUAGGUCACAUAAAUGGAGGAGAAAUUUCUGUCAGUAUGGAUAGAAAUAUGUGUGAUGAGGAGGUUAUAAAUACGGAUUCUGGAGAUAAAUUAGGAAAUAGCACUGGUGCUGGUAACAGUAACUUUCAUGAAGAUGGCCCCGAGCCUUCCUUAUCUGAUGAUUGUGCUACUUCUGGCAAAGACCACAACGAACGGAUAUCUUCUACUUCUACACUGGGAGAGGCAACUAAUUCAUCCUUAAAGACUGAUGCCAUAAAUGACCUUCAUUAA
Molecule: messenger RNA, 993 nt
Organism: Glycine soja
Lineage: Eukaryota; Viridiplantae; Streptophyta; Magnoliopsida; Fabales; Fabaceae
Exons: 6
Coding region: 1-993 (330 amino acids)
Biological process (GO): protein K48-linked deubiquitination
Cellular component (GO): cytosol; cell periphery
Molecular function (GO): K48-linked deubiquitinase activity; cysteine-type carboxypeptidase activity; cysteine-type deubiquitinase activity
Source: RefSeq, a predicted model, not a curated record